AUGCUCGACGUCGAAGGUAAGAGGCCACUUACCUCCCAGAACAUCAAGGACGAGGACGGUAAGGUCCUUCGGGACCCCACGCUUACCCGCCAGCGGUGGGCGCGGUGGUUCCACAAGCUCCUUAACACCAAGUCGCCGACCAUCGACCUGCAUGCGACCGACAGAGUCAAGCAGUGGCCCACGUGCGUUCCGCUCGACGACAUCCCGUCUCUCUUCGAGGUUGAGGAGGCGGUGCGGGGAAUGGCCAACAGGAAGGCCGUCGGGCCGGACGACCUACCGGCUGAGCUGAUCAAGCUGUUCCUGGAUGGAGACCGAGGCUUCCUCCGCGAAUUCCACGCCAUCGUCGUGGACGUGUGGCAGACGGGGAACGUACCGCAGCAGUGGAAGGACGCCACCAUCAAGGUUCUGUUCAAGAAGGGGGACACGAUGGAGUGCGGCAACUACCGGGGCAUCUCUCUCGUUGCACACGCCGGCAAGGUGCUGCUUAAGGUCGUUGCAACACGCCUAAGCCACUACUGCGAGCGAGAGGGCAUCCUCCCGGAGGAGCAGAGCGGUUUCCGCCCACACCGGUCGACGCUCGACAUGCUGUUCGCGAUCCAGCGGCUCCAUGAGCUCGCGAGGAAGAAGAGUACUGCGGUCUUCGCGUGCUUCGUCGAUCUCACCAAGGCGUACGAUUCGGUGGACCGAGAUCUGCUGUGGGACGUGCUCGGACGCUUUGGCGUGCCCCCGAAGAUGCUGGCGGUCAUUCGCCACUUCCACGAGGGCAUGAGGGCGCGGGUUCGAACGGACGACGGGCAGUACUCGGAAUGGUUUGACGUCGGCCAAGGUCUCCGACAGGGGUGCAACCUGGCCCCGCUGCUGUUCAACUUGUUCUCUGCCGCGAUGCGCAUGGUCGCAGUGACCGAGUUCGACAAGGACCCCAAGGUGACGGCGGAUAUGAUCAAGAUCGCAACACGAGUGGAGUGCACGGGCAAGAGGGGCAGGUCGGCGGGGAAGAAGGCGAUGAUGGUGACGGUCGCAGAGGCCCUGUGGGACAUGCUCUACGCUGACGACGCGGCCAUCGUCUCGCUCACGCCGGAGAGCCUCGAAAAGAUGAUGUCCAUCAUCGUGCGCGUGGCCGGCCUGUUCGGACUGAUGGUAUCGGAGCCAAAGACGGAGAUCAUGUGCAUGCUACCGAAAGGGCUGGGGGAACGCCCGUUCGCGGUCAGCGCCGCUGGCCAGACGUACAAGCAGACAGAUCGGUUUGUGUACCUCGGACGUACCAUCUGCGCGGAUGGGAAGGUCGACCGGGAGAUCACGAGCCGCAUCUGCCGAGCAUGGAAGUGCUACCGCCGCAACAGCACUUCGAUGUACGACAGGAAACGGGCCAACCGCCAGCGCAAGAUCCGACUACUCCAGGCUGAAGUGGUGCAGACCCUCCUAUACGGGUGCGCCUCGUGGAGCCUGGCAGCGGAGCACUACACCAAGCUGAAUGGGACCUGUCUCUUAUACACAUCUAGAUGUGUA
Messenger RNA from Ectocarpus sp. CCAP 1310/34, 1506 nucleotides. NCBI's taxonomy places the organism in Eukaryota, Phaeophyceae, Ectocarpales, Ectocarpaceae. The record is from the annotation of a GenBank genome assembly.